GUACACGGGCGUUAAAUAUUAUUGUUUAUGCGUCGGACAGUGCAACAACAACAGACGGGAGCGAAGAGGACAGCAAGAGGAAAAGCGCGACUCAGCGAAAAUCAUUUGGAAGCGUGAAAUUUGAAACACAUGCACUUAUAAACAGAUAUUAUUUACACGGCUGCUGAUGAAGUAGCAAAGAUUAAUAACAAGAAGGAGAAGGAGAAGCGACAACAGCUGUUUUUGUGGGUGCGAAGAGCAACACGAAAUGCAACGGGACGGAGAUCAGCAACGGCUGCUUGAUGAGGAGCAGCAGCAGCAGCAGGAGGCGGAGGAGCAGCAGGACGAACCGAUGCUGGGCAGCGAGCAGCGAGGCUUUGUGCCCGCCUUUUCGCCACAGUACGACGUCGACGAUGACGAACGCUGCCUGCUCGUACGGGAACGGGAUCGGGACGAGGUGGUCCAGCUGACGAAUGCGCCCAGUGCAGGCGCCGCCCUAACCUAUUGCGUCUUCUACCUGCUCGGCAUUGGCACCAUGACGCCCUGGAACUUUUUCGUCACCGCCGAAGACUAUUGGAAAUACAAAUUCCGCAACACAACACUGAACGGCACACAUCCCGAGGAGGAGCUGACGCCGCUCCAGAAGAGCUUCGCCUGCGACCUGGCCCUGACCGCGACCAUUUCGGGCACCACGUUCCUGCUGCUGAACGCCGUCUAUGGACAUUAUGUGUCGCUGCGUGCCAAGAUGCUGGGCACGCUGUGCACGAUACUCGUGCUCUUUGGCGUCACCACGGGCUUCGUGGAGGUCGACACGGACCGCUGGCAGGAGCAGUUCUUUCUCAUCACGCUCAUCAUUGUGGUCAUACUGAACAUUAGCUCGGCGACCAUGUCGGGCGCCCUGUACGGCGUCGCCGGCCUCUUUCCCUCGGAGUAUAUGACAGCUGUGGUCAGUGGCCAGGCGCUGGGCGGCAUACUCACUGCAUUGGCGUUCAUUUUGGUGCUCGCCUUCGAUGCGGGCCCCUCAGCCACCGCCUUUGUGUUCUUCAUCAUGGGCGCCCUGCUGAUCUUCUUCUGCAUCGUCUGCUACUCUGUGAUGGCGCGCCAGGCGUACUUUAAGUAUUAUCUGGAUGGCGGCGAUAAGUUCAAAGUGAUUAGCGCCCUGCCCUCGCACAGCCGCAGCGACGAGUCGGGCGUGCCCCUCGAGCCGAUCCUCAAGCAAGUGCUGGGCAAAAUCUACAUGCAGGCCGUCUGCCUCGCCCUGCUAUAUGCCACAACGCUCUCCGUUUAUCCGUCGGUGACGGUGCUCAUGCAAUCGGAGAAUUCCGCCAGUCACACCGAGUGGAGUGAUGUUUACUACCUGCCCGUUGUGAACUAUUUGUUCUUCAAUUGCGGCGAUUACUUUGGCCGCCUGACUGCCGGCUGGCUGGAGUGCCCCAGGAGCCAGCAGACGACGCUGCUCUGGACGGUGGUGCGUGUGCUGUUCGUGCCCUGCUUCCUCUGCUCGAACAGCAGCGAGCACCACUUCCUGCCCACGCUGGUGCAGCACGACUACACCUUCAUGGCCAUGAUCAUAGCCUUUGCGCUGUCCAACGGCUACCUGACCAACAUACUGCUCAUAAUGGCGCCAAGAAGCGUCGAUCAGCACGAGAAGGAACUGGCCGCCUCCAUAAUGGCCGCCUCCCUGAGCGUGGGCAUGGCCGUCGGCUUGUUGCUGAGCUUGGCCUUUGUGCAAAUGCUGUGACCGCCGUCUGGCCGCCCGGAUCUAUGGUGCCUUAGAAAUCUUUGUUUACAUUUUAAACUAUCUAUAGCGAAUUAUAUAUAUAUAUCUAUAUUUUUUUAUCCGUAACGAAUGUCCUAUUUUGUGUCCGUGUGAUUUCCUGAAAUCUAAUGCUCCAAGAUUAGCCAAUGUCUGUAAGACUUUAGACAUAUCAAGACGAACUUAUUUGUGUUAACAUUUUACAAUCGGUUUUCUUUUUUGUUAUUGUUACCUGUAAGUUUUAUGACGUGUUCUUAAUUGGCCACAAUUUGCAUGUAUAUAGGUUUUAAGAAAUGGAAAGAGCAAGCGAUUGAAUCAAAAAUAAAAUUAGUUCUUUAUUUUAAGGUAAUUCUGUUUGUUUAACGUUUAUUUUGGUUUCUGCAGAUCACAACAACAAUGUGGAUUAAUUCGUUUUAAAUUUAGGAUUAGGUUUUAGUUUGCAAUUUUUGUAUGUCUUUUAACUAAUGAACUCCACUGUAAAUAUGUGUAUGUAUUGUAUUGACAUUGACAGCUUGCACAUUUAGUUUUUGAAAUUACACUUUUUUUUUUUGUUUAUUUUUAAAUCGUAUUUAUGUUUGUAAAUUUAAUUUCGCCCUGUGUUCGUUCAUUCUGCAAAAUCGCAUAUUAAAUUCAAAAUUGAACUGCCGUCGCGCUGCCAACUGAACAUUGAUAAGCUAGUUGGCAACGCGUUGCUCUUUCUCACUGCUCUCACCAACGGCUAACUGCACUCUUUGCAUUUACGACUUCUCUUUGAGCGUAGAGCUGAACUUGAUUAAGUUAAUUCACAAACCUAAAGAGACACAAAAACGUUAUGAGUUGUGCUUGAGAGCGCUCUCAAUGAGUAAAGUGAGUUGCUGCCAUUUUGCUUAUCAUUCCUUGGCAGCAAUGCACAUCAAACUGUAACACAGGCCCAGGGCGUUUCAAUAAUUUAAGUUCGCAUUUAAAUGCUAUUUAUUUUAACUUGAAUGUGUUUUAGUGCAUAAUUGUAAAUUGUAAUAUGCAUUUUAACGUUAUUAAAUUCUGCUCGACAUUUAGAGAUCGGUUUUAAAACUGUAAGUGCUGCCAGGUGUUAACAAUAUGGGGUAUGCGCUACGAUCUGGUCUAAACAUUUAAUUAGCUACGUUUUUUUUUUCUGUGUAUUAUUAUGUGUUUAAUACUCAUGGGGGACUCGUCCCACCAUAUCCAAUAAUAACAUUUAAUAUCUUAUUUAUUUUUUGCGGCCUAAAUUUC
Messenger RNA from Drosophila novamexicana, 2965 nucleotides. It is a transcript of the gene Ent1, whose product is annotated as equilibrative nucleoside transporter 2. NCBI's taxonomy places the organism in Eukaryota, Metazoa, Arthropoda, Insecta, Diptera, Drosophilidae. Gene Ontology annotation, molecular function: nucleoside transmembrane transporter activity. Gene Ontology annotation, biological process: nucleoside transmembrane transport. The record is from RefSeq and is a predicted model, not a curated record. The transcript has 5 exons. Gene Ontology annotation, cellular component: plasma membrane. Bases 248 to 1720 code for a protein of 490 amino acids.